Molecule: messenger RNA, 1419 nt
Organism: Ciona intestinalis (vase tunicate)
Lineage: Eukaryota; Metazoa; Chordata; Ascidiacea; Phlebobranchia; Cionidae
Source: RefSeq, a predicted model, not a curated record
UAUUCUUACGUAUUCUUGCAGGUACGACAAUACAUUUAUAUAAUAAGGUUACAUUUGUUGAUGUAUUGGAAUGGAUGGGAGAGAAAAUGAAGAAGUUCGUAGAAGAUUUUCGGAAGAUCCGGGAUGUUCAGAGAACAAUGGGAAGCUCCCAUCCAAUCAGGAGGAUCGAUUAUAUGCAGGAAUCAGAGGUCAUGAAAGUUACAUUCUAUUCCAUUUCUUCACAAUGUUUGGAGUUUGCUUCCUAAUUGGAGUUGCCAUCAUUCACCUUAGUCUAUGCAUGAACGCAAACACAGCUCCUGUUUCCAUAUUUAGUAUGGUGUUGAAUGAAAAGGGCAAGACUCAGGAAAACACAGAAUCUUAUUCAGAACUUUACGCUAAGGAAAAACCUCUUUGGCACGCGUUCGAAAACCCAUUUUUACUAGCGCCGAGUCAUGCUGAGAACGUGACUGCAAACGUUACUGGCGUUUUCGCAAAAUUUUUGUAGAAACUGGAACCAUCUGUUGUUAUUUGCACAUUCUUCAUUCUUCGUUGAAAAUUCAAUCAAACUGAGAUUUAUGAAACUGGAUUUGUCACCAAUACAUGCAUGUAAUGCGAGGAACAACCAAGGACAUAUUGUGCCAUUACCAGUUCAAAAUUAAUGCAAGAAACUUGUUGUUAUUUCCACCUAUGUAAGAAACGCUCAUAAACACAAUAUUAUGCAUAACAUAGAAACAAUAUGUAUGUUUCAUUAUCAUUUUAUUUAUUUAAGUAUAUUCAUUUAAAUCAAACCAAUCAAAAUCAUUUUCGUAUCCAAGAAUUGCUUUGUUAUUUGACUUUAUUCUCUAAAACGGUAUUUACUUAGUAGAGCUGGACUACUAGCAAACUAUGUGCAUCUUUAAAUAUGAAAAUUAACUUUCAACCAAUCAGUUUCCUAACUAUUUUAAUUCACUUUUCUGUAUGUUACAUCACAAUUAGUUUAUUAAUUAUUCUCAAACACCUUAUUAUGAUGCCAUAAUGUGCCUUCUGUUACAACACAAAUGUUUACGUUGGUAGAUGUCGGUUAUUAUUUGUAGUCAGGUGUGGACUUAGAAAUGUUAUAUCGUAGCGUUGUGGGUGUUUUUGGUGCAGGUGAUUAUUGCAACUGUGAUGUCAUAAUCAUUAUCAAUUGGUUCAUUGUUGGUUCACAAUAUGUUGUUUAUUGCUUAAUAAGUUGCCAUGUUACUUACAGUGUGGGAUAACAAUGCCUUCUGUUCUGUAAGAAUCCUAAUUUCAAUCAAAUGAAUUAAACUUAUUUUGGCCCGAAUUGUUUUUUAUCUAUAAUUUUGUUCAAAUUGUUUUAUUCUAUGUAAUAUAAUAAAUCAAACCUAAUGUAUUUGCACUGUGUUGGGCGAACCAUCAACAGUACUUGUAUAUGUAAAUAAACCACAAGAAUGGAAUCUA